This is a messenger RNA of Leptosia nina, 3000 nucleotides long. The record is from the annotation of a GenBank genome assembly. NCBI's taxonomy places the organism in Eukaryota, Metazoa, Arthropoda, Insecta, Lepidoptera, Pieridae.
AUGGAGGACGCUCACUCGAAAUCCGUGGACGAGGUCUUAGGAUUCUUCGGCACGGAUCCAGACAAGGGUCUAACACCAGAUCAAAUCAAAAGGAACCAGGACAAAUAUGGGCCAAAUGAACUGCCUGCAGAGGAAGGCAAAAGUAUAUGGCAGUUAGUAUUGGAACAAUUUGAUGAUCUGUUAGUCAAGAUUUUGCUGUUAGCCGCUAUUAUUUCCUUUGUAUUAGCUUUAUUUGAGGAACACGAAGAUGCCUUCUCAGCAUUCGUAGAACCUUUCGUUAUUUUACUAAUUCUUAUCGCUAACGCCGUAGUAGGAGUAUGGCAGGAAAGAAAUGCAGAAUCCGCCAUCGAAGCUUUAAAAGAAUACGAACCCGAAAUGGGUAAGGUAAUCAGAGGCGACAAAGCCGGCGUGCAAAAAAUUCGCGCCAAGGAGAUCGUACCCGGUGACGUCGUGGAGGUGUCCGUCGGUGAUAAAAUCCCCGCCGAUAUCCGCCUCAUCAAGAUCUAUUCGACGACCAUCCGUAUCGACCAGUCCAUCCUGACUGGAGAAUCCGUUUCGGUCAUCAAGCACACAGACCCGAUCCCCGACCCCCGCGCCGUCAACCAAGACAAAAAGAACAUUCUCUUCUCCGGAACCAAUGUUGCUGCAGGUAAAGCCCGCGGUAUCGUCAUCGGUACCGGUCUCAACACUGCCAUCGGUAAGAUCAGGACGGAAAUGUCCGAGACUGAGGAAAUCAAGACACCCCUGCAACAGAAAUUGGACGAGUUCGGUGAACAACUGUCUAAGGUCAUCUCCGUCAUCUGCGUCGCCGUAUGGGCCAUCAACAUCGGUCACUUCAACGACCCCGCCCACGGUGGCAGCUGGAUCAAAGGUGCCGUCUACUACUUCAAAAUUGCUGUGGCUCUAGCCGUCGCUGCCAUUCCAGAAGGUCUCCCCGCCGUCAUCACCACCUGUCUCGCUCUCGGAACGAGGAGGAUGGCUAAGAAGAACGCCAUUGUUAGGUCUCUGCCAUCUGUAGAAACCUUGGGUUGCACAUCCGUCAUUUGCUCAGACAAAACCGGUACAUUAACCACCAACCAGAUGUCCGUCUCCCGUAUGUUCAUAUUUGAAAAGAUCGAAGGCGGCGACAGCAGCUUCCUCGAAUUCGAGAUCACCGGAUCCACCUACGAACCAAUCGGUGAAGUUUACCUUAAAGGCCAGAAAGUCAAGGCCGCCGAGUUCGACGCUCUUCAUGAACUGGGCACAAUCUGCGUUAUGUGCAAUGACUCAGCUAUCGACUUCAACGAGUUCAAACAGGCCUUCGAGAAGGUCGGUGAAGCCACUGAGACCGCUCUGAUCGUUCUCGCCGAGAAGAUGAACCCCUUCAACGUGCCCAAGACUGGCCUCGACCGUCGUUCGUCUGCCAUCGUCGUCCGCCAAGAAAUUGAAACCAAAUGGAAGAAGGAAUUCACCCUCGAGUUCUCCCGUGACAGGAAAUCCAUGUCCACCUACUGUUCCCCACUUAAGCCCUCUCGUCUCGGCAACGGACCCAAAUUGUUCGUCAAGGGUGCGCCCGAAGGUGUAUUGGAACGUUGUACCCACGCUCGUGUCGGAACCAGCAAAGUCGCCCUCAACUCUACCCUCAAGAGCCGCAUUUUGGACCUCACUCGUCAAUACGGUACCGGCCGCGACACCCUCCGUUGCUUAGCUCUGGCUACAGCCGACAACCCGAUGAAACCCGAAGAGAUGGACCUCGGUGACUCUACCAAGUUCUACACAUACGAAGUCAACCUCACCUUCGUCGGUGUCGUGGGUAUGUUGGACCCUCCCCGUAAAGAAGUCUUCGACUCGAUCGUCCGUUGCCGUGCCGCCGGUAUCCGUGUCAUUGUUAUCACUGGUGACAACAAGGCCACCGCUGAGGCUAUCUGCAGACGUAUCGGUGUGUUCACUGAAGACGAGGACACCACUGGUAAAUCCUACUCCGGUCGCGAGUUCGACGACCUGCCCCUUCACGAGCAGCGCGCCGCCUGCGCAAAGGCCCGUCUCUUCUCCCGUGUAGAACCCGCCCACAAGUCCAAGAUCGUUGAAUUCUUGCAGAGCAUGAACGAAAUCUCCGCUAUGACUGGUGACGGUGUGAACGACGCCCCCGCUCUGAAGAAGGCCGAAAUUGGUAUCGCCAUGGGUUCAGGAACCGCUGUAGCCAAAUCCGCUGCUGAGAUGGUGCUCGCUGACGACAACUUCUCAUCCAUCGUAGCUGCUGUUGAGGAAGGUCGUGCCAUCUACAACAACAUGAAGCAAUUCAUCCGUUACUUGAUCUCUUCCAACAUCGGUGAGGUCGUCUCCAUCUUCUUGACAGCCGCUCUUGGUCUCCCUGAAGCUCUUAUCCCCGUGCAACUCCUAUGGGUCAACUUGGUCACUGACGGUCUACCCGCUACCGCCCUCGGUUUCAACCCACCUGACUUGGACAUCAUGGACAAACCACCCAGGAAAGCUGAUGAGGGUCUGAUCUCCGGAUGGCUGUUCUUCAGAUACAUGGCUAUUGGUGGAUACGUGGGUAUGGCGACUGUCGGUGCCGCGUCCUGGUGGUUCAUGUACUCGCCCUUCGGACCACAGAUGAGCUACUGGCAACUCACUCACCACUUGCAGUGCCUUGGUGGUGGAGAAGACUUUAAGGGAAUCGACUGCAAGAUCUUCACCGACCCCCACCCCAUGACCAUGGCUCUCUCCGUACUUGUCACCAUUGAGAUGUUGAACGCCAUGAACAGUUUAUCGGAGAACCAGUCACUGGUAUCUAUGCCCCCAUGGUCGAACAUGUGGCUCGUUGGCUCCAUGGCCCUGUCCUUCACUCUUCACUUCGUCAUCUUAUACGUUGAAGUUCUAUCGGCCGUUUUCCAAGUGACGCCGCUGUCGAUGGACGAGUGGGUCACCGUGAUGAAGUUCUCCAUCCCCGUGGUGCUGCUCGACGAGGUGCUCAAGUUCGUCGCGCGCAAGAUCUCCGACGCCACGACGUGGAAGGUGUAA